GUUAUCAACAACAUGCAUGUCUGCAUAUAAAUGUCUGCAUGAAAACAACAAAAGAGGAAAUUAAGAUGGCUCAAGUUAGAGAAGCCAUUGAUAAUCAGAGAAAAAAAGGUGAGGAGGAAGACGACACGAUUAAGAAGGCUAGAUCUGAGACUUUGCCAUUUCACAAACUGCUGAGUGAAGCAGAUGCACUUGACUGGACGUUAAUGGCUUUGGGAACACUGGGUUCCAUUGUCCAUGGACUUGCCCAGCCUGUUGGCUAUUUUCUUCUUGGCAAAGCCCUUGAUGCAUUUGGAAAUAAUAUUGAUGAUACUGCAGCUAUGGUUAGAGCCCUCAAAAAGGUCGUUCCUUAUGUAUGGUAUAUGGCCUUUGCAACAUUUCCUGCUGGAGUUCUGGAAAUAGGAUGCUGGAUGUACGCUAGUCAAAGACAAGUAGCAGGCUUGAGACUAAAAUUUCUAAGUGCAGUCUUAAGACAGGAUAUUGGGGCUUUUGAUACAGAUAUAACUAGUGGCAAAGUACUUACUGGCAUAAGCAACCACAUGUCACUCAUACAGGACACCAUAGGAGAGAAGUUGGGACAUUUUCUAUCAUGCAUUGCAACUUUCGGUUCUGGAGUUUUGAUUGCAUUCAUAUCCUGCUGGGAAGUGUCACUCCUAUCCUUACUAGUUGUCCCACUGAUUAUGUUAACUGGCGCCAGCUAUACAAAGAGAAUGAGUCUGAUUUCGAAUAAAAAAAUGACAUACCUGUCAGAGGCCACAUCAAUGGUAGAACAGACGAUCUCCCAGAUAAGAACUGUAUUUGCUUUUGUUGGAGAGAAUUUAUCAAUCAAAUCGUUCUCAGACUGCACAGAAAGACAAAUGAGCAUAAGCAAGAAAGAAGCAUUUAUAAAAGGUCUUGGGACAGGCAUGUUCCAAACUAUAACUUUCAGUUCGUGGGCUCUUAUUGUGUGGGUGGGAGCUGUUGUAGUAGCAGCCAGGAGGUCCAGUGGAGGAGAUGUCAUAGCUGCAGUUAUGAGCAUCCUCUUUGGAGCAAUAUCACUUACGUAUGCUGCACCAGAUAUACAAAUCUUCAAUCAAGCAAAAGCAGCCGGAAGAGAAGUUUUCCAGAUGAUCGACAGAAAACCCACAAUAAAUGCUGACUCCGGAAGGAUGACAUUUGAAGUAAUCGAUGGCAAUAUCAAGAUACAGGAUGUACACUUUGCUUACCCAUCACGGCAGGAGAAGUUGGUUCUUCAAGGGUUUUCUUUGACAAUUCCAGCGGGAAAAGUAGCGGCACUUGUUGGAAGUAGUGGGUGCGGUAAAAGCACCAUCAUGUCACUACUAAUGAGAUUUUACGAUCCCAUGAGAGGUGAUAUUCUCCUUGACAACCACAACAUCAAGGAUCUUGAUUUAAAGUUUCUUAGAAGACACAUAGGAGUAGUUUCCCAGGAGCCAUCACUAUUCGCUGGCAGCAUCAAAGAUAACAUUAAGAUGGGAAACAUAGACGCAGAUGAUCAACAGAUUGAGAGAGCUGCCCUCUUGGCAAAUGCACAUGCUUUCAUAUCCCAGUUACCGGAUCAAUAUCUAACAGAGGUAGGGCAAAGUGGUCGGCAACUAUCAGGUGGACAGAAACAAAGAAUUGCAAUAGCAAGAUCAAUCUUAAAGAAUCCUCCAAUUCUUUUGCUUGAUGAAGGCACCAGUGCACUUGACACAGAGUCGGAGAAGCAAGUUCAAGAAGCACUUGAAACAGCAGCGCAAGGCAGAACAGUCAUCUUAAUUGCGCACAGAAUGUCAACUAUUGUUAAUGCAGAUAUGAUAGCUAUUGUUGAGAACGGGAAAGUAGUGGAGACAGGAACACAUCAUAACCUAUUAGAUACGAGUACAUUCUACAAUAGCUUAUUUAGCAUGCAGCACAUCAGUGAAGAAUGUCAAACCAGGUCGGAAGUUACAAAAAAGAAAACUCUUCCCAUAAAAGAGGAUUCAUCUCAGGACGAUGAGCAACAUGAUGAGCCAAGGGAAAGCAAAAGAGAGGUUAAGGAACUUCCUGAGAAGGAGCACAUCCAGAAAAAAGAAACACAUAUAUUCUUCAGAAUCUGGUUUGCCUUGACUGAGAAAGAGAUCAUAAAGACUACUAUUGGCUCCUUAGCAGCAGCUUUUGCAGGCAUCUCCAAACCUUUUUUUGGGUACUUCAUCAUUACGAUAGGAGUGGCAUAUUACCAUCCUGAUUCAAAGGAGAAAGUAGCUCUGUAUUCAGCAAUAUUUGCUUCAAUUGGGGUGCUUUCUUUGUUUGCUAACACUUUGCAGCAUUACUUAUUUGGAAUAGUUGGAGAAAAGGCCAUGACAAAUCUCAGGCGAGCUUUGUAUACAGCCACACUACGAAAUGAAUUAGCUUGGUUUGAAAAGCCCGAAAACGGUAUUGGAUCACUUACAUCAAGGAUAGUCAGUGACACAUCCACAGUCAAGAUCAUAAUAUCUGACCGCAUGUCUGUCAUUGUUCAGUGCAUUUCAUCCAUAGUGAUUGCAACAACUGUCAGCAUGAUAGUUAAUUGGAGAAUGAGUCUGGUAGCCUGGGCUGUGAUGCCAUGCCACUUCAUAGGUGGCCUCAUUCAAGCAAAGUCAGCUAAAGGAUUUUCUGAUGAUGGUACUCUAGCACACUCAGAACUUGUUGCCCUAGCUUCUGAAUCUGCAACUAAUAUAAAGACUGUUGCGUCUUUUUGCCACGAAGAGCAGAUACUCGAGAAGGCCAAACUGUCUUUGAAGAGGCCACUUAGGAAAGGGAAGACAGAAAGCAUCAAAUUUGGAAUUAUCCAAGGCACCUCUCUCUGCUUAUGGAACAUAGCUCAUGCAGUAGCCUUGUGGUACACAACAAUUCUUGUCGACAGGAACCAAGCCAGCUUUGAGAAUGGGAUAAGGGCAUACCAGAUAUUCUCCCUAACUGUACCCUCAAUUACAGAACUAUGGACACUGAUACCCACAGUACUAUCAGCCAUAGAUGUACUAAAACCUGUAUUCCAAAACCUUGACCGGUGCACAGAAAUUAUACCAGACGCGCCAGAUACUUCAGAACAUGAAACUAUUAAAGGAGAAAUUGAAUUCCUAAAUGUCCUGUUUUGUUAUCCAUCGAGACCAAAAGCAAUAGUUCUCAACAAUUUCAGUCUACAAGUUGAAGCUGGAUUAAAGGUGGCACUUGUUGGGCAAAGUGGAGCUGGAAAAUCUUCAAUUGUGGCGUUGUUACUGAGAUUCUAUGAUAUUAACGAGGGAAAAGUUCUGAUUGAUGGCAAGAAUAUAAGAUAUUACAAUCUUAGAAAGUUAAGGGCACAGAUUGGAUUGGUACAACAGGAGCCACUCCUGUUUAGCUGCUCAAUUAGAGAAAAUAUCUGCUAUGGGAGUGAAAGAGCAUCAGAAGCUGAAAUAGUGGAAGUCUCAAGGUCAGCAAACAUACAUGAGUUUAUAAGUAACUUGCCUGACGGAUAUGACACUCUUGUGGGGGAGAAGGGUUCCCAACUCUCUGGAGGGCAAAAACAGAGAAUAGCAAUAGCAAGGGCCUUGCUCAAAAAGCCAAGAAUAAUGCUGUUGGAUGAAGCAACAAGUGCCUUAGAUACCGAGUCAGAAAGGGCAGUGGUGAGUGCACUGGGAUCAAUGAAACUAAACAGUUUUGGGGGCACGAAAGUGACACAAAUCACAGUGGCACACAGGCUUUCCACAGUAAUAAAUUCAGAUACUAUAAUUGUUAUGGACAAAGGUAAGAUUGUAGAAAAGGGUAGCCACUCAAACCUGAUGGCAGAA
Molecule: messenger RNA, 3761 nt
Organism: Nicotiana tabacum (common tobacco)
Lineage: Eukaryota; Viridiplantae; Streptophyta; Magnoliopsida; Solanales; Solanaceae
Product: ABC transporter B family member 19-like
Biological process (GO): oligopeptide export from mitochondrion
Cellular component (GO): mitochondrial inner membrane
Molecular function (GO): ABC-type oligopeptide transporter activity; ATP binding; ATP hydrolysis activity
Source: RefSeq, a predicted model, not a curated record